AUUAAAAGCAACGCACGCUCGCGCGACUGGGCCAGCACCCUCUCCUUUCUUCCCACCAGCCACACUAGGUUACUGACCAGUGUCUGGUCCUGCUGCCCUGCUUCACAACUCGACUCGACCCGGCUCAACCCGUGCAUCUGGGUGUCGACGAGCGAGCGAGCGCCUACAAGAAGACCCGACCCACGGCUUCAACAUCUCUACAACGGCGUCUUCGCAGGGCGGGAGGACUCGAGCGCGAGUAUGAAGAGUUGGUUCUUAUGGGGCGAUACGACGAUACCCUCGGGCUGCUCCUGAUCGCAGCGUUUUUCAACACUUUUCUAUAUGGUGUAGUUACGAACCAAUACUGUUUAUAUUUUAACAACUUCAAUGACCGGCGCAUAAUGAAGGCCAUGGUUUCCUUCAUGUUUCUCCUCGACACGGCCCAUUCCGCUGCACUCAUUUACAUGUCGUGGUCGUAUACCAUAACGUAUUUUGGCGACCCUACUGAGCUGGCCAUCGAUGAGUGGCCGUAUGCUCUCACCCCCGUGCUUACAGAGUGCACGGCACUGGUGACCCAGCUUUUCCUCGCAUGGCGCAUAUGGCGACUUAGCAGCAACCGCAUCCUGGUAGGAAUAGCGUGUACACUGGCGUUUUCUGCGUUCGUUCUCGGCAUGACCUCGGGCAUCAAGUCCGCCAUCCUCAAGCUACACUCUAAGAUGACCUCCAUGGGCGGCAUCAUAGCGUCGUGGAUGGUCAUGCAGGUCGUCACCGACUUCUUCAUCACCACAACGCUCAUCAUCACCCUUGUACGCUCCAAGAGCGAGUUUGAGAAGACGAGGCACAAUGCGGGGAUGUUCAACCAGCUCAUCCGGGGCGCGAUCCAGACCGGCCUCUUCGCGAGCGCGUUCGCCGUCAGCGCACUCAUCUCGUUCAUUCUCUGGCCGGGCAGCACGCUCUACGGGCUCUUUACGCUGCCCGUCGGGAGGAUCUACUCGGUUACGCUCCUCAACACGCUCAUCAGUCGUGCUGACCUCCAGACACCGCAGCGGCGCGUGCACCAUACCGUCAUGCCGGCACAGGGCGGCGACUCCGGGGACAGCACCGAGCCGCUGCAUUUUACGACGGUGAUCACCGUCCCAGCAUUCGAGGACUCCCAGAUGUCCGGACAGGCAGCGAGCGAGGUCCACACCGCACCAGACGCCUUUGAGAUGCACCUUCUGGAUGUGGGCGCUCGAUCUGAUACACGAACGGAUGCGAGAGCGGAUGCAGACGUGGAGGCGGACGUCGAUGGGAUUGUGGGCGAUAAUAAUCAGAGCCUGUGACGACCGGAUCGCCACAGUGUUAGCUGCUGUCGAUAGUUCUACUAGUG
Coniophora puteana RWD-64-598 SS2 is the source of this 1348-nucleotide messenger RNA. RefSeq lists its product as uncharacterized. The record is from RefSeq and is a predicted model, not a curated record. The coding region runs from base 258 to 1301 and encodes 347 amino acids. The transcript is spliced from 14 exons. NCBI's taxonomy places the organism in Eukaryota, Fungi, Basidiomycota, Agaricomycetes, Boletales, Coniophoraceae.